AUUGUCGGAAAGUUGAAGAGUCAUCAACAGCGAAGCCAAACUGACCGGUUACACAUGAAGAAGGCAACUGUAGCCACCACAAUGCCGCCUACAGAUCCAGCAAAGAUAUCAAAGGUGGUUGUCCAUCCGCUGGUCCUGCUAAGCGUAGUAGACCACUUUAAUCGGAUGGGCAAAGUUGGAAAUGUAAAACGAGUCGUUGGUGUUCUUCUUGGUUCGAACAGACAAGGAGUUCUUGACGUUUCAAAUAGUUUUGCAGUGCCAUUUGAUGAAGAUGACAAGGACAAAAAUGUGUGGUUCCUGGAUCACGACUACUUGGAGAGCAUGUAUGGCAUGUUCAAGAAAGUCAAUGCACGAGAGAAGGUUGUUGGAUGGUACCACACUGGCCCAAAACUUCACCAAAAUGAUGUAGCCAUCAACGAGUUGAUCAGGAGAUACUGCCCAAAUUCUGUUCUUGUCGUCAUCGAUGCCAAGCCAAAAGAUCUCGGUCUUCCAACAGAGGCCUACAUAUCAGUAGAAGAAGUUCAUGAUGAUGGUACACCAACAUCCAAGACAUUUGAUCAUGUGCCAAGUGAGAUUGGAGCUGAGGAAGCAGAGGAGGUUGGAGUGGAACACUUACUCAGGGAUAUAAAAGACACAACUGUAGGUUCACUGUCACAGAGGAUUACUAAUCAGCUGAUGGGUCUGAAGGGUUUACAUUCCCAUAUCACCGACAUAAACAGUUACCUACAGAAAGUCUCAUCACAACAGUUACCUGUAAACCACCAGAUCAUAUACCAACUUCAGGACGUGUUCAACCUACUCCCAGACAUCAAUCUUCAAGACUUUGUUAAAUCUGUGUACGUGAAAACCAAUGAUCAGAUGUUGGUCGUGUAUCUGGCAUCCCUUAUAAGGUCAGUGAUAGCCUUACAUAAUCUAAUAGGUAACAAAUUACAGAAUCGUGAAGCAGAGAAAAGCGAGGUAAAGGACUUAAGUAAGGAGAAGAAAAAGGAGGAAAAAGAGAAGGACUCUGAUAAGAAAGACUCCGAUAAGAGCAAAACAGAAGAUAAGAAGGACACCAAGAGUAAAAGUGGAAAGUGAAAGAAGUAAAUUUUAGUCCAAAAGGUGAUAGUGCUAUUUCAUCAUGAAAAGUGCUCGUUGAUCAUGAUGAGAGACACGGUGAGGCUACACAUACAUAACAGCCAGAUAUUACAGACUUGAGUCUGCUUGUAAUAUUUCAGGUGAAAUAUCACUCCUAAUGUGUAGCAGUCCUACAAAUGGUUGUUGGAUGUUUUGUUGUUUUCUCAGAAGAGAGAGGGAGAGAGAAAUUCUAUGAGAAGUAUUAUAUUGUUUCAGUUUGAAUAGUUAAACCUUAGUUGGAAACAAUAAAACAUACACCUAAUUUAGAAUCAACUCUGUUAUCAGACAGAAAAGGUACAUCAGAAGUCAUUGUUAAUGCCUUAAGUUAGACAGUAUGUUCAAUACAAUUUCCAAAGUAAUCAUAUAACUAAAGGUUUGGGUUCGAGAUUAUUAGCUGUUUCCACAUGGUUUCUUGGGCCCAGACAAUGUACAGCUUGUCACAAGCUACACCAUCAUUCUUACGAUUGUAUCAUAUAUAUAUUUCUGUUGAUAAUUUUCUUCAUUGAAAUAAAUCUGACAUUGUACACUUAA
Messenger RNA from Ylistrum balloti, 1647 nucleotides. RefSeq names its product 26S proteasome non-ATPase regulatory subunit 7-like. Lineage: Eukaryota; Metazoa; Mollusca; Bivalvia; Pectinida; Pectinidae. The coding region runs from base 55 to 1077 and encodes 340 amino acids. The record is from RefSeq and is a predicted model, not a curated record. Gene Ontology annotation, cellular component: proteasome regulatory particle; proteasome complex. Gene Ontology annotation, biological process: proteasome-mediated ubiquitin-dependent protein catabolic process. The transcript is spliced from 5 exons. Gene Ontology annotation, molecular function: metallopeptidase activity; protein binding.